AGCUUCAGCACACAGCUGUGUGAGUGAGAGAGAAAGAGAAAGAGAGAAAGAGAGAAAGAGAUAAAGAGAGAGAGACCCCACAGCAACAAACUUCUACAGAACUCCACUCCUGCGACCGCCACUCUUCUCCUCCGUCCGCACAGCCUCUCCACAGCGGAGCACCAGCUGCCUCCGCCCCGCCCUCCUCCUCCACCACCACAACACCAGCGAGAAGACCGUCGUCCCGCGCGUUCGUCCUCGUCCUCCUCCUCCUCCUCCACCACCACCACCUCCACUUCCGCAACGCCAUGCCGAAGAGCACGCUUUUGAGGCUGCUGGCCCCGGGGAUGAUGAUCACGGUGCUGCUCCUGCUCCUGGCCCCGGGCUGGGCGGGGGCCCAGAGCCCGCGGGACCCGCGGAAGAAGGCGCCGGGGCCGGCGGCGGCGCUGAAGGCCAGCGCCAAGGGCCAGUGCUGCGAGGACGUGCGGGCGCUGAAGGUGCAGGUGGCCAACCUGAGCAGCCUGCUGGAGGAGCUGGCGCGCGCGCAGGACGCCGCCGCGCGCCAGAUGCGGGACCUGGACGGCCGCAACCGCGUCCAGGAGGCCCGCGUGACCGAGGCCGAGAGCAAGUACUCCGAGAUCAACAACCGCGUGGACAUCAUCCAGCUGCAGGCCUCCCAGUCCCUCACCCAGACCUCCUCGGAUGCCAUCUAUGACUGCGCGUCGCUGUACAGCAGGAGCUACAAGAUCUCCGGAGAGUACAAGCUGCCAGCCGACGGGUUCCUGGGCACACCGGAGCUGGAGGUGUUCUGUGACAUGGAGAGCGACGGCGGCGGCUGGACGGUGAUCCAGCGGCGCAAGGUGGGCCUGACGUCCUUCGACCGCGACUGGAAGCAGUACAAGAAGGGCUUCGGGGCCGUGCGCGGCGACUUCUGGCUCGGCAACGACAACAUCUUCCGCCUGACCAGGCAGCCCACCGUGCUGCACGUCGAGCUGGAGGACUGGGAAGGCGAGGUUCGCCACGCGGAGUACAAGUACUUCACCCUCAGCAACGAGCUGAACAGCUACAAGCUGUUCAUCGCGGGCUACAGCGGCAACGCGGGCCAGGACUCGCUGCGCUACCACAACAACACCAACUUCAGCACCAAGAACAAGGACAACGACAAGUGCGUGGACGACUGCGCCCAGCUGCGCAAAGGAGGCUACUGGUACAACUGCUGCACCGACUCGAACCUGAACGGGGUGUUCUACCGCUACGGGGAGCACACCCGAAACACCGACGGCAUCACCUGGUACGGCUGGCACGGGCCCAACUACUCCCUCAAACGGGUGGAGAUGAAGAUCCGACCACAGAACUUUCAACCGUAGAGACUCUGGGGGAAAAACUGGGGAGGACCACCCUACCUGCCCCGCCCCCC
Molecule: messenger RNA, 1396 nt
Organism: Anguilla anguilla (European eel)
Lineage: Eukaryota; Metazoa; Chordata; Actinopteri; Anguilliformes; Anguillidae
Gene: angptl7
Product: angiopoietin-like 7
Exons: 5
Coding region: 288-1346 (352 amino acids)
Source: RefSeq, a predicted model, not a curated record